Molecule: messenger RNA, 384 nt
Organism: Diabrotica virgifera virgifera (western corn rootworm)
Lineage: Eukaryota; Metazoa; Arthropoda; Insecta; Coleoptera; Chrysomelidae
Product: drosomycin-like
Exons: 1
Coding region: 96-296 (66 amino acids)
Biological process (GO): defense response
Source: RefSeq, a predicted model, not a curated record
CCGAAACAAAAUCAGCACAAUUGUCUAACUAACGACAAAAAGAACUAUAUAUAUAUUCGACGUAGACCACAGAUCUGCAAAAGAAAAUUUUCAAAAUGAAAGGUUACUUCAUCUUCGCCGUUUUGUUGAUCCUCACCAUCGGAACCGAACUUGCUUUCGGUGACUGCCUUUCCGGAAGAUAUGGAGGCCCAUGCGCAGUAUGGGACAACGAAACCUGCCGCAGAGUGUGCAAGGAAGAAGGACGAGUCAGUGGACAUUGCAGCGCCAGUCUGAAGUGUUGGUGUGAAGGGUGUUAGCCUUUCAUAAAUAUUUUUUAAUUUGUUAAAUUUUUGUUACUACGAUAUUAAUUUUAUUGAUGCCAAAUAUAUACGUUUAUGUUAAAAA